GUCUUGAAUCUCUGGGAUAGAUCUAUUGGUUUCCUGAUAAUGGUGGCUUUUGCUACUCUGGGGUUGAUCCUCUCUGCAACGUGUCACGACAUUGGAACCUACUGUGCCGCACAAGUAUUCUACAGCGUCGGCUUCGCCGGUAUCAUUUUCAGCGUCGAUGUUAUUACGGCCGAUACAUCGACACUUCGCGACCGAGGUCUCGCCUACGCCUUUACUUCCUCUCCCUAUAUCAUCACUGCGUUUGGGGGCCCUGCUGCGGCGGAGCACUUUUACGAUUCGAACUGGCGAUGGGCGUAUGGCUGUUUCUCUAUCGUUUUGCCCGUCGUUGCCCUGCCCAUGUUUUGCCUGCUGCGCUGGAAUCGGCACAAGGCAAAGAAGAGCGGUCUUUUGAAGGCCAAGCCCGGCAGUGGCAGAACGUGGAUGGAGAGUAUCAGGCACUAUAUCAUCGAGUUUGACAUACUCGGUGUUUUCUUCCUAGCUGCCGGACUUGUACUUUUCCUCCUGCCGUUUUCCAUUGCUGGCUCCACCGAGGAUGACUGGAAGUCGGCCUCGAUCAUCACCAUGCUCGUGAUCGGUCUCCUCUGCCUGGUUGUCUUCGCUCUAGUCGAACGCUUCGUUGCACCCGUCCCCUUCCUCCCCUGGGCUCUGCUGGCCUCUAGAACCGUCCUCGGUGCCUGCAUGGUAGACGUCUGCUACCAGAUCGCAUACUACUGCUGGUUCAACUACUACACCUCAUACCUGCAGGUCGUGUACGGCACCAGCAUGACAACCGCAGGCUACAUCAGCAGCAUCUUCGACGUCGUCUCAGGAGUCUGGCUAUUCGUUGUGGGGUUCCUAAUCAAGAAAACCAACCGCUUCCGCUGGCUCCUCUUCAUCGCCGUCCCGCUCUACAUCCUCGGCGUCGGGCUCAUGAUCUACUUCCGCAGACCCAGCUGGUCCGUCGGGUACAUGAUCAUGUGCCAGAUCUUCAUCGCCUUCGCGGGCGGCACCAUGAUCAUCUGCCAGCAGGUUGCUGUGCUCGCGGCGUCGGACCACGACCACGCUGCUUCCUCGCUUGCCUUCCUGAACGUGUUUGGCACGAUGGGAGGCGCUGUGGGAAGUAGUAUCUCCGGUGCGAUCUGGACGCAUACGCUGCCUGGUGCGCUGCAGCGUCUGCUUCCGGAGUCGGUGAAGGCGGAUUGGGAGACAAUCUAUGAUUCGCUGGAGGUGCAGCUUAGCUAUGAGAGGGGGACGCUGGUCCGCCAGGCUAUUGCUCUUGCGUAUGCUAGUACGCAGAGCAAGAUGUUGAUUGCGGGGACGGCUAUCAUGGCGCUUUCGCUCAUUUGGAUGUUUGUUAUUCGGGAUAUCAAGCUUACCAAGACGCAGACCAAGGGAGUGUUGUUUUAAUUCGACGUUUGUUGCUGCCAGAUGAGCUUAAAAAGGGAGGUUGGGAACUUUGAGUGGGAGGACUGGUCAUGUCCAUUACGAUUAUUAAUGAUGUAGGAUAUCAUGGGUGGCCUUUCACCUGAAGACGGAUACAGUUAGAUGUGAGAUGAGGGUAAUGGAAAGACACCGAAGAGUUAUGUGGAAUAUAAUUUAAUAUUUUAUCAGAGUUGCUCAGCCCAAAUCCUCUCACUUAGAAGAGACUCCUCUAUGGAGCAAUUAGUCCCUC
Molecule: messenger RNA, 1651 nt
Organism: Aspergillus novofumigatus IBT 16806
Lineage: Eukaryota; Fungi; Ascomycota; Eurotiomycetes; Eurotiales; Aspergillaceae
Gene: mirD
Product: putative MFS siderophore iron transporter
Exons: 3
Coding region: 40-1386 (448 amino acids)
Biological process (GO): transmembrane transport
Molecular function (GO): transmembrane transporter activity
Source: RefSeq, a predicted model, not a curated record